This is a messenger RNA of Seminavis robusta, 1350 nucleotides long. The record is from the annotation of a GenBank genome assembly. NCBI's taxonomy places the organism in Eukaryota, Bacillariophyta, Bacillariophyceae, Naviculales, Naviculaceae.
CACUCAACAUCAUCCACAUCUCGACCACAAGCCACACCAAGGACACUGGAACAAUCUAUGUCGUAUGUCUCAUGGACAAAAAGGAUGAAGUGCAUCAAUUCAUACAGCAGUCAAUCCAAAAUCAUUGCACUAACAAUCCCGACAUCCAAGCACCAAUCAUCGUUCCCCUUAGUCGGGAUGAUCGCACCGUGCAGACCCAACAAACCAGAGCAACAAAAGCAACCACAAUCACCAAAUUCGACUUUCUUCUGUCAUCGACAGUUUCAGAUCAAACCCAACAAAAUCCCAUGAACACCACACGCCCCUCCAUUCCGACAGCUAUAGUAGCCACCAACAGUUAUGCUGCGAUUGUAGCUGGAGCCAAAUCCAAUCAAUCCGACAAUGAAUCACAGAGCAACCAUGAAGGAGAUGCAGUAUCACAUAUGACCAACUCUGAUGCAGCCAGUAGCACCAACACUGCAAAAACAGAAAGAGAGCAAGAGUUGGAAGACACCAUAGAUGACCUGAUGAGAGAAAAGAAUAUCUUGAGAGAUGUCAACAAAGCUUUGCAAACAGAGUUAAAGGAGAUCAAAUCGACCUUGAGCCAAACUCUCCAAACACAUGCCAAGGAACAAAAGGAGCUACAAGAACAACUGCAAGCAAACAUGGAACAGACAAUGCAACAAAAACUGGAUGAGAUGCAACAACUGAUGCAACAACAGAUGGUGAUGAUGAUUGCAGCAAGUAAAAGCACCACUGAGUCACCAGCACACAAGAAAAGUAGACGUGAUGCUACACCGGGUGCCAAUCAGCAACACAUUCAGCAGACAACUCACGAUGUAGACAUGGAUCCAAAUGAAGGACAAGAAACGAACAGCAAUGAUGAAGCUACCACCACAGAAGACAUGAUAGGAGUUGCUAACCUGGAUGACAAAUUUGCAGCAGUGGAAGAACACGACAAAAGCAACAUCAGCGCCCCAAGCACGGGCGGUGAUGGAGGGUCCUCAUAAUUCCAACGGACAACAAUCCAAAUGAUGCAGUGGGACAUACCUUGACAAUACCCAAAGAUCUUACAACAACACGCUUUUAUUACAUCAAUGCCAACGGAAUCAACAUAAGCAGACAGGGGGGGGUGGUUCAAUAUGUGUGAAACAAUGCAGGAUAUGCAAGUCGACAUUUCGAUGUUAGUGGAAACAAAAUUGGACACAACAAAACAAUAUGUUAGAAGCCGACUUAAGGAGGACGCGACACAAUCAUUCGGGCACAAGGAUGCAUUCAAAUUGAAUGCCCACUCCACUCCGAUCAAAGCCGACAAGUCCAGGAAACCUGGUGGAAUCUUGCAACUUACAACAGGUCAUCAUCAGGGGCGAA